Molecule: messenger RNA, 1464 nt
Organism: Hemibagrus wyckioides
Lineage: Eukaryota; Metazoa; Chordata; Actinopteri; Siluriformes; Bagridae
Product: tetraspanin-8-like
Exons: 9
Coding region: 90-851 (253 amino acids)
Cellular component (GO): membrane
Source: RefSeq, a predicted model, not a curated record
AACUGCACUGAGCUGCUUUGACACUAUAUAAGCCUGAGGCUUCACUCUGAGGAGCUUGGUACUUUUCCACAAGAGCAUUUGCAAAAAACAUGGCGAAAAUCAAUCCGUGUUUCAAGAAGACCUUCAUCUUCUUUAAUGCCCUUUUUGCGAUCUUUGGCAUUGUAAUUUUCGCCCUUGCUGUGAUUGGGCAACAGUUUGCUGAGGAGGAGCAUGGCAAGUCCGGAGUAAUAGUUCUGUAUGUGGCCGGUACCCUGAUGUUCCUUUUCUCUGUCUUGGGAGUUUAUGGCGCAUACAAAGAGAGCAAGUGGGCCCUUAUUGUGUUUUUCUCCAUCAUGUGUUUGGCGACUGGUGGCAUGUUGCGUGUUGCCAUUCCUUUGGCAACUCAACGCGCACAGCUCCGUUCAGAAGUCCAAUAUUACUUACAAUCCUCAUCGGCUAUGACUACAGAUAUGAAGCAUGCAUUAAACUCCAUACAACCGCAUCUCAAGUGCUGUGGACUCGGUCAUGGAUACCAGGACUGGCAGGGGGAUGUUCCUGCGUCAUGUAACUGUGACAAUUCCUAUAGUAGUGAGUGUAAGACUGUUAACAUAAAGAAGGACAUUUGGUACAAGAGUGAAAGUGAGACCCGAAAGGUGUGGUCCAAGCCAUGUGGGAAUCUGUUUGUUGAAUAUUUUGACAAAAUCAUGAACUUCUCGUUGGGACUGUUAUUCACCUUCGCAGUUCUGGCUAUUCUUGGAGGUCUGAUGUCUCUUAUGAUGAUCAUCACUAUCAGCAGUCCUACUGUCAGUCAGAUGCCGGGUUUCCCUCUUUCAUACCAGCCACCAAAAUACUCCGAGGUGGUCGGUUAUUAACCGGUUGGGUUUAGCUGGUUGAGCUUCAUUUGAUCCAAAAUAUGACCCAGAUUUUAUACUCCUGUUGUACAUUUUUUUUUGUUGUUUUUUUUUAGUCAGCAUUUCUUACUAUGUUGGGCAGCAUGUCAACAGGAUUGGAGGGAAAAAAGAAUCUUGCUUUAUGAUAUAUUCAUGAAAAGGCUUAGAAAAAGAUUGCAUUCAAAUAAUUUUUUUUUACUUUUUUAAAACACGUUAAAAUAAUAAUAAUAAUAAAUUAAAAAAAAAAUCUCUUCCGUGUCACCAGAUCUUUCUGUCGUUAUGUCUUGCACACUUUCCAUUUUUUCCAUAAACAUGUUUUAUAUCUACUCUAUUAGCGUCUAAUAAAAAAAAACUUCAUUUGGCGUUUUAUUAUUCAGAAAGGGACAAUAUUUCUGAUCAACAUGUCAUAAAGGCCCUUCUCCAAGCUGCCUGAAACCACAUAUCAUGUUUGCUUUUAUUUUCAUAAUAGUCCUCCCAUAAAGAGAGGUUUUUAUUGUUCGUUUGUUCAAUAUAGUAAUUAUUUUUCUGCUUUAGAAUUGUUUUAUUUUUUGCUCAGUAAAAAAAAAUAAAUAAUAAAAAAAACAUAAAAACUCUA